Messenger RNA from Trifolium pratense (red clover), 1433 nucleotides. Its product is annotated as protein RESTRICTED TEV MOVEMENT 2-like. The transcript has 2 exons. Bases 99 to 1316 code for a protein of 405 amino acids. The record is from RefSeq and is a predicted model, not a curated record. Lineage: Eukaryota; Viridiplantae; Streptophyta; Magnoliopsida; Fabales; Fabaceae.
AAAAAAAUCACAUUUAUAAGAUCAUUAAUAUCCAAAAUUUGUUCAUUGGUGAGAUACAAAUUAUCUAAGAGAACAAAUCAAGAAUAACAAUAAGGGUUAUGGCUAUGAGGUCAAGAACACCUAUUCCUAGACCAAAACCUUCCAUUAAUCCUGUGUAUGAAACUUUGCAGCCUAAGUUAGAAUUGAAGGAAAAUGAGGAAGCAUAUUUUCUUCACAUUUACCUUCCGGGUUUUAUCAAGGAGAGGAUAAAGAUCAAUUAUGUGGCACUUUCUAGAACACUAAGGGUUAUAGGAGAAAGACAAAUAAUUGGUAGCAACAAAUCAAUCCAAUUUGACCAAUCAUAUCCUGUUCCAGAAAAUUGUGAAGUGGAAAAACUUCAAGGCAAGUUUGAACAUGGCACUCUCAUUGUUACAAUGCCAAAAAAGUUCCCAUCACUUAAAGCACAAGUUGAUACAACCAAAGAAAAAGUUGUAGCAAGUCCUAGAACACCAAAAGGAGCCAAUAUUCCUUCAAAAUCUUCAACACCUAGAGUACUAGAAGAACCUAUAAUUAGGGACAAGAAAGAUCCUUCAUCUCCAAGUAUUGUGAAAGGGUUAAAUGACUUGAAUAAGUUGAAGGAACAAAAAGGUGCUCAAAAAGACACUUUUCCAACUCAAAGUCCUAAGGGAAAAUUGAAACCAUUAGAACCCUUUGUAGAGUCUAGACCUCAAAAUUUUGAUGAGGAAAAUAAUGUGUUACUAAAAGCCAAAGGCAAAGAAAUAAAUGGAAAGGGUCAAGAGGAAAUUGAGCCAAAAUCCAAAAUUCAAAUGGAUCAUAUAAAACAAAUAGAUGAUGAAAAAAUUCAAGAGGAAAUUAGGAAAAAAGCUAUAUUAGAAACAAUUAGAAAACAAUUGCAUGGCGACGAAAAGGAAAGUGUCACAAAAAAGGAAAUUGAAGAAGAUAAGAAGACUUAUGAGUCAAGCAAGGUUGAUCAAAAAUAUGUUGAUCACAAUAUGUUUUUAGAAGGAAAAGAAAUUAAGGCAAGAAAAGUUUCACCAAAGGGAGAAGAAUCUUUUGCUCCAAAAGAUGCAAAGAAGGGAAAGGACACUAACAUUGGUAAAGCAAAGAGGGUUAAGAAGGGUGAAAUGUAUGCAAAAGAAAAAGGAAUCUUCAAAGAAGUGGCUUCUUCAGCUUCUCAAGUUGUAAAAAAAUUAGGAGAAGGAAAAUUGAAUGAACAAGAAAAGCCUUUAGUUGCAAAUAUUAGUGCUGCAAUUCUAGUAAUUGUAGCACUAGGAGCUUAUGCAACCUAUAAGUUUACUUCUUCUAGCAAAAACUAAAACUUGUUCUACCUAAAUUAUUAAUUCUACUCAUAUCUUGAAAUGUAAUUCAAAAUCAUGCAUAAUGUAAAUUAAAGCCAUGCAUACAAGAAUAAUAUACAAUUAGUUAUGUGAUUA